This is a messenger RNA of Danio rerio (zebrafish), 3630 nucleotides long. The record is from RefSeq and is a predicted model, not a curated record. Lineage: Eukaryota; Metazoa; Chordata; Actinopteri; Cypriniformes; Danionidae.
CUCCUCGGCUCCUCCAGCUGUUUGCUCGCGGCAGCGCUGCUGUGAUUCACAGCUGUAGGUCUUCAGUUCUCUCCACGGUCAGGGAUGAUGCUGACGGGUCAUGUCAAGAGAAGAGGCGAGUGGAACUUAAUUACUCUUGAACGAAACUUCUGCUGGACAAUAUACUAAAAGACUGAAGACAUUUAAAAGAAGACCUUGCUGCUCAAGAGUGUUCGUCUCAUCUUUCUAUUCGAAGCUGUUUGAUUCGUAGCUAAAAGUUGGCGGGUCAUAAAAUGUUUCCAGAGAGAGGAAGCUUGGCUUUUCUUAGUGUUUUGAUCGUGGCGCUGUCAUGUGAAGCGAGAGGUCCCCCAUCGGUGAGUCGUCCUGUAGAGAAUAGACAGACAGCAAAACUGGGCUGCACGGUUCGAAUUCCCUGCCCGGUGGAGGGUGACCCUCCUCCACUGGUCCUGUGGGUGAAGGAUGGACGUAAUGUGAAUCCAGGCUGGAGCCGCUACAAGGUCCUGAAGCGAAGUCUGAAGAUCAAAGAAGUGGAGCUGGAGGAUGCCGGAGUUUACAUCUGCCGCGUCACCAAUGGAUUUGGCAGCCUCGCCCUCAACUUCACACUCAUAGUAAUUGAUGAUGCAGCUGUGCCACAGAACCCGCCUCCUCCAGACGCAGCAGAGCCUAAUGCAGAUCUGAGCCUGCAGGAACCAACCAGAGAGCCGUGGGUGAAGCCGCGUUUCAGUCAGCCCACAAAGAUGCGCAGGCGAGUGCUGGAGCAGCCGGUCGGCAGCUCGGUGCGUCUCAAAUGUCUGGCCAGUGGAAACCCGACACCAGUCAUUACAUGGUGGAAAGACCAGAGCCUGCUGGACAAUCCUCAGCAGAGCAAACGGCCACAGUGGACACUGACACUGAAGAACCUGCAGCCGCAGGACAGCGCAAAAUACACCUGUCAUGUCUCCAAUGCAGCCGGACAUAUCAAUGCCACAUACAAAGUGGAUGUCAUUGAGCGCACAAACUCCAAACCCAUCCUGACCGGCACUCAUCCCGUCAACACGACUGUGGAGUUUGGAGGAACAGCCUCUUUCCAGUGUAAAGUCCACAGUGAUGUGAAACCAGUGAUCCAGUGGCUGAAGCGAGUUGAUCCGGGCUCAGAGGACCGCUAUAACUCCACGCUGGAAGUUGGAGGACAGCAUUAUGUGGUUUUACCCACUGGAGAUGUAUGGUCCAGGCCGGACGGGUCAUAUCUCAACAAGCUGGCCAUCGUGAAGGCCCGAGACGAGGAUGCCGGGAUGUAUAUCUGUCUGGGGGCAAAUACCAUGGGCUACAGCGUCCGCAGUGCCUACCUGACUGUUCUCUCUGAUCCCAAGGUGGAAAAGGAUGUGAUUCCCCGCCAUAUCAGUCCUGGUUUACCCUGGCCGCUGAUCAUUGGCAUCCCAGCUGCUGCCCUGCUGAUCGUGGGCACCAUCGUGCUCUGGUUGUGCCAUAGUCGAAGACGUCAGAGCGCUUUACCACCCCGACCAACGACCUACAGAGACCACCACAUAUCCGACAAAGAGCCCAGUUCACCAAACACCAUCAAACCUGACCUGCCCAGCCACAGACUAGCAACCGGGCCUGCAACUCUCAGUGGCCCGCCAAAGAUUUACACCAAAGUCUACACAGAUAUGCACACUCACACACACACACAUGCACACAUGGAGGGAAAAGUGCACCAGCAUUUCCAUUACCAGUGUUAAACGGUUGCCAUCAGGUGAUCGAUGCUGCUGCCUCUUGUUUUAUUGAGCUAAGGACCACAACCGUACUGUAGGACUGCAGGAAAAAUAAACCCGAUCGCAGUUCUGAUGGACCUCGAAAUGUCUCAGGUCAAAGAAAAGUGGACUUCGGGUUUUCCGGGUCUUUUAGAGUUCAAAAAUCAAAGCGUGCGCGAACAGUCCAAGAACAAUAGUCGAAGGUUUUUCGCUACUCCAAAGCCAAGCAUCACACAGGAAGACAAGUGUGGAGAUGUUUUAUAGAUAUAUAUUCAGAGAAACUGUGAUAUUUUUGUAUGGUGGGUCUGUUUACAAUGUGUUCCGGACAGCUAAUUUGCAAAAAUGUGGUGUUUUGUUUUGUUUUUUCGUUUGAUUUGAGGCGUGUGCUUGUGAAGAAAUUAUGCAAGGAAAUGUCAGGGAAGCUAGAUGGAUGACGAAAUGGAAAUGGGGUAAAGGUUUCUGUUGUAUUACCAUUAAAAGGUACUUUGUGUCUUUGUGUAUUCAGCUCAACUUUAUGAUAAUUGCAGUAUUAUGUAACGUACACUUUCUGUCUCAAUGCAAUCUUACUGUUUGUUAUUAAUUUUACAAUCCAGGACUGUUUUAUUUCAGUGUGGUUUAUAGAGUUGUAAACAAAGUUCCCUUACAAAAAAAGCUACCCGGGCUCAUUCUGAAUACGUACCCCUAUAUACAGUUCUGAAGAGAGCAAAAUACGUCACAGGAGCUACGUUUUUUCACAGUUUUUGUUUGUGCAAUCGAGGCCGCUGUGUAUGCUUUUUCAGAUCUCAAAUUUCUCUCUUGAGUGCCAUUCAUGCCUGCUCUUUUCACAUAAAUCCACCAGAUGCUGCUGUUGACUAACUCACUGAUUUACUUACCAACUGACCGAUACCACCUUCCCUAAACUCAACCAAUAGUAUUUUGAAAAGCACCUAUUGACCCGCUCACGCCCUUCCCUAAACCCAGGGCUUAAUUUGAGCCAGAACAAGCUGGAUCUGGAACCUCUGAAACAAUCUCGAACGAUUCCCCUCCACCACCCCAAUUCCGAUUGCGCCACCUCGCAACCACUAAACCAACCGACAGUGUUUUGAAAAGCAUUCCAGAAAAAGAAAAGCCCCCUAAUUUUUACCACGUUUUCAGAUUUUACCACAUUCUCACCCUGUUAUUUACUUGUGUAUUUUAUUUUUUGGCUUGUUUUUGUCUUACCUGCUUUCUGGAACCGUUCUUCACCGGACUCGAACUCCAUUAUUGUGGUCAACUCCGCUCUGACCUCCAGACAAACUGGUAACAGCGGUAAAGCCGUCCACAUAAAGGUAAGCGGUCAGCUGGUUACCAAAAAAAAUAACGGCCUCAUAUCACCCGUAGUGUUCGUUUGAAAGAUGAAAUGCAGCCAUACAUAACUCUGGAUACAUAAUUCGCAAUCUCCAAAAACGUAUAUUGGGCUACGUUUUCAGAAUGAGCCUAUGUUGCAAUCAAGAAGUAUGUCAUUGUAUACUGACAAGGGUACUGUUUCUGUACUAUUUAAGGCUAAACUGCCACAAUUUGUAGUUUAUAAAUCAUGUUUAAGAGUUCACGAUUAGCUAUUUUUCAGUUGAACUGUGUAGCCUUUACUAGGCUAGUAUAAUUUAUAAUUUAUUAAAUUAAAUAGCCUACAAAAGCAGACUGAAAGUCACACUUGGAUAAACUUCUUUUUUGUAAGGGAACACAGCAUUACUGUUGAUAAUAAUAUAUUUGAAAGAUUCCUUCAGCAGGUCUUCAGAAACCCCUCAUGAGCCGAUAUAUGAAAUCUAUAAAUGUGACAUGUUUAUCUGAGAUACUGCAUGCUGCAAUAUUUACUUUGGUGCUCAUGUAAGUGUACUUUAAUAAUAUUUUUAUAAGAAAUAAAUAAUUGUCUAUUUUCCCCCAG